This is a messenger RNA of Trichoderma aggressivum f. europaeum, 1581 nucleotides long. RefSeq lists its product as uncharacterized. NCBI's taxonomy places the organism in Eukaryota, Fungi, Ascomycota, Sordariomycetes, Hypocreales, Hypocreaceae. The record is from RefSeq and is a predicted model, not a curated record. The transcript has a single exon. Bases 1 to 1581 code for a protein of 526 amino acids.
AUGGAACUAAUGCAAUGGUUCAAGCCAUUCCUUGUUUUAUGUCUAUUACCGCUCGUCCAAGCCUAUACAGUUUUCGAGACGAACUGUUCUGUUCCUGUCACUCGCUCAAACUAUGUGUCGUCUCCUAACACUCGUGGUACUCUUGACAUCCUGUGGACUUCUCUUUUCACAAUCUUUGCCUGUACUUGGACCCUUCAGCAUCCGAACGUUCCCAAGCAACGAGACGUACAACAAGAAGAACAAGAGUUGGAGCACGAAGAUGACUUCCAGCAAGAAGAACAAGAGGGCGAGCACGAAGACCAACCAAAACUACAGAAAUACGUUUUGCUGAUGCGCGUUAAAUGGGUAAAACUUGAGGAGAGAUAUGCCAAAUGGAUGGAUGCCACGUGGAAAGAUGUCAAAUGGAGAAAUGCAAGAUGGGGAGAUGCUCAAUGGGCAUUAACAAACUUCUAUGCAAGUACGCUGCGCAUGCUCUUGACGGUCAUUGCUCCCGAACUCAUAAUGUUUGCGGCUGCUGAUAACUGGGUGGCGGCACGCGAGAACUGUCGUGAAAUGCGGCGGUAUGCUAAACAGGACAGAGUUGCUUGGAGUUUGAGUCACAGCUAUUUUGCCAAUAUGGGUGGUUUUGUCAUACGAGCCAAGCCGACGGACGAACAAAGGCACCAUGACCCAUACCAUCUUACUGGCAAUAGUAUCCUUGCCCUUCGAGAAAGAGGGUUUAUUGAAAAAUUGCAUAGCAUGACAAAGGCAGAGAUCAACGACAGGUCCAAGGGUGAUAUACUUGUUAAAUUGAUUGCGCUUGGCCAAAUCAUUUGGUCAGUAAUCGAGAUUAUCGCACGGGCUUUCAGAAGGCUUCCCGUCUCACCUCUCGAAGUGGCUGUUGUUGCCUUUGCUGUGUCUGCGAUUUUUAUAUACGGCCUCUACUGGAACAAACCACAGCGAGUUGGCGUUGCUCAAGCAAUUCAAUUAGGGAACUCGGAUAUGCUGAGUGAGGAAACUGAAUCGGAACGAGUCGGAUUGGAUGCAGGAGCCAUAUCAGAAGAGAGAGCGAUGCCGGAUAAAGUGUACGCGCUGCUCAAAUCCAUAAGGUCUCGCCGGAUUCUCAAGGGAGCCCCUGGCAAUGCUUUCGGCGUUCAGAUGGAGACUCUACCUGGUGCGCCGAUCAGCCUCGACUCACAGGAGGAGUCUCAAAAUGCUGGGCUGAUCAUAGGCGUUGUGGGUGUUGGUGCGGCCAUGUUUGGCGGGAUCCACGUUAUUGCUUGGAACUUUGCUUUCCCAUCAACGGCUGAGCUGAUCUUAUGGAGGUACGCAAGCGUCUAUACGACUGUAGCACCGCUUUGCACUCUUCUGUUUGAUUUCAGCUACCACAGGCGUCUUGAAGACAAGAUUGAAGAUGUCUUUGGAGAAGUUGUUGGAGACAUUAUUGGGAAGCUCUUGCAUGGUGUCCUAGCCGCGCUUCCUAUAUUCCUUUAUGUUAUCGCCAGGAUUUUUAUUGUUGUUGAAAUGUUUCGAACGCUUUGCUUUCUGCCCCCUGGGUCUUAUAUUUCUACUUGGACAUCUAAUAUCCCGCAUGUGGGUUGA